AUCAGUCUCAAUCAAGCAGUCUCAAAUAUUACGCCAUGGCGUUAAUGAGCCUCGACAGUAUUUUUGUGUUCAUCCUCAUAUUUUGUUUUUGCAAAGAAGCAACACCUUCAUUGGAUUCACCAUAUUAUAAAUUACCAACGGCAAUAAUCCCAACGAAAUAUAAACUUCACAUCGAAACCUUAAUCCAUCAGAAUGUGUUGCCCUACAAUGGAAGUGUUUCGAUUGAUGUUACAAUUAGAGAACCAACAAAUGAGAUAAUUUUGAAUGCAAAUCAUCUUCGAAAUUUGAAUAUAACUUUGUACAAUCUUGAAAGUGGAUUGACCCUUGAGAGCCCCAAUCAACUCGAGUAUGAAUUUGAUAAUGAAAAAGAACAGUUGCGGAUCUUUUGGCCUGAAUAUCCUUUGAAGCUUCAAAUUGGUCAACAAUAUCGGCUGAAAAUUGAUUUCGUCGGAAAAAUUGCUGACGGCGAGGUUUUUGGAUUUUUUAAAUCAACAUAUUUGAACGAUGAGGGAAAUCCAGUUCAACUAGCAGUCACACAAUUUGAACCAAACAGUGCCCAUCUAGCUUUUCCCUGUUUUGAUGAGCCUGCAUUUAAGGCAAAAUUCAUCAUAAGUAUCACUCAUGGCUCGAACUAUUCUGCUGUUUGUAAUAUGCCAGUUGAUGGUGAUUCCAUUUUAAGUUCAACACCCAAUGGAGAAAUGACCACAACAACAUUCCUCGAAACACCAACAAUGUCACCUUACCUUGUUGCAUUUGCUUUAACAGAUUUCAAGAACAUCAGUUCUGUUGUAAAUGGUCUUGAACACCGCUUCUUCUAUCCGCCAAAUUCCAAAAACAAUGGUUCCCUAGCUCUUCAAAAUGCCAUUAAAACAGUUAAUGUUAUGGAAAAAUUAGUUGGAGUCAAGUACUCUUUACCGAAAUUGGAUCAUAUUCAAAUUCCAAAACUAUUCGGUUCGGCAAUGGAAAAUUGGGGUCUCAUGACUUUUCAAGAUAGCGAAAUAAUUUCGAAUCAAAAGAAUUACUCGAAGUUUGACUUGUUAAAUGUGAUUCGAGUUCAAAAUCAUGAAAUUGCACAUCAAUGGUUUGGAAAUUUGGUAACACCUGCUUCGUGGAAUUAUAUUUGGUUGAAGGAAGGAUCUAGUACAUAUUUUAGUUAUGUUGCUGCAAACUUAGUAUAUCCAGAAGAUAAAGUAUUUGAAUUGUUUUUGUUAAAUGAAGUAUCUGCUAUUUACACUUUACCUCCUAUGAACAAUACAUUGACAAGGAUUAUUAAAGAAGGAGAUGACCCUAAGGACAAUUACAAUCAAGUUGCAUAUCAGUAUGGUGGCGCUUUCUUUCGAAUGUUCCAUCACGCUAUCGGACAUGAUACUUUUAUGAAAGGAAUCUUCAAAUACUUGUUUCUAUAUCAGUAUUCGGUUGCUAAUGAAGACGAUUUCUUUGGCGCAAUGCAAGCAGCUGUUGAUGAGGACAACGUUGAAUUAUUCCAAAAUAAUCAAUCAGUGGCUAAUGUAAUGCAAACAUGGACUCAUAAUAAAGGAAUUCCAAUUGUAUCGAUCGUUCGAAACUAUGAAACUGGUACAAUAACUAUUCGACAGAAAUCCUGCACCGAGGAUAAACUCCAGAAAUGGUGGAUUCCACUGAGUUUUGCCACUGCCGCAAAUCCUGAUUUCGAACGAACUGUUGCAGAUUACAUUAUGCCUCCCCAAGCUGAAGUGACCAUAGAUCUGAAAGACCUGAAUAUUAGUCUUUCGAACAGUGAUUGGCUAAUUGUGAAUAAACAACAAACUGCAUUAUUCUUUGUUGUUUACGACGAUCUAAAUCUUAAAAUGAUUGCAGAGGCUCUCAUCUCAAAUCCAAGCACCAUUCAUGAGUUCAAUCGUGCUCAAAUUUUUAGGGAUAUCAAUGAAAUCUUUGAAUUUGAUGCUAUUGAACCAGUUCUAGAACUCCUACAAUAUCUUAAGCAUGAGAAGGAAUCAUUAGCAUGGUAUUACGCAGUCGAUUUAAUAGUAAAAAUUCUUCCAAGAUUAGAAGGAAGCAUUGCAUUGCCAAAAUUCAAGAACUUCAUCUACGAUGUAGCAAUUGGAUUCUAUGAUGAAAAAUAUCCCAAUCUUCUUUCUUCUGAACACCAAUUCUCAGCAGCUGAUAUAAAAACAAAAAUAAAAAUGAUGGUAUUAAAAUUUGAAGUCGAUGCUGUAACAUGUCGAAAUUAUACAACACAAUUUGCAUUUGACUAUAUUGCUUUUAAAAAUAUAAAUGAUAAAGACAUGCCAUGUAAACAAAGUUUCUGUCAAGCUUUUCAAAAUCUUACAUUUGUGGAUUUCAUCACACUCUUGAGAAGAUCACGUUCGACUGAUGAAACGGACACUUUCAAAGGCUAUGCGUUUUUAAGUGCACUUGAAUGUAUUGAAUUUAGGGAAAUAUUUAAACUGGCUUUUGAGAUCAUGAGAUCAAGUUUAGAUGUGAACUUUUUAGAGUUAUUUGAUCAUCUUCUGAUUUCGAAUCAAUAUUUUGAGGCAUGGUUUUUGCAUUACUAUGAUAGCAUAGGAAAGGAUGACCCCGAUGCUGUUUUAAUUUUCAAUUAUCGAACUGAUAAAAUUAACCAAAGGAAGACAUUUAUACAAAAGUAUGAGAACAAUAUUAGUACCUGGCUUGAAAACUAUGAGAUGAAAAAUCAGAAGAAAAGUUGAAUACGAUUGAAAGAAGAAGAAUGAAAUGUUCUUCAAAAGCAUGUUGAACAUUUUUACUGAAUAAAAAUCAAAUGAAAACAAAAUGUAG
This is a messenger RNA of Eupeodes corollae, 2775 nucleotides long. RefSeq names its product aminopeptidase N-like. Bases 36 to 2687 code for a protein of 883 amino acids. Gene Ontology annotation, cellular component: cytoplasm. The record is from RefSeq and is a predicted model, not a curated record. Gene Ontology annotation, biological process: proteolysis; peptide catabolic process. Gene Ontology annotation, molecular function: zinc ion binding; metalloaminopeptidase activity; peptide binding. NCBI's taxonomy places the organism in Eukaryota, Metazoa, Arthropoda, Insecta, Diptera, Syrphidae. The transcript has 7 exons.